UUUACCAUAUUCCCAUGUCGAACAGAGUUUUAUAUAUUGAGUUCAAAGAAAGAAGUGAGCAUGAGGAUAAGGCAGUGAGCUGCUAUUUUAUAAAAGUUAAUGGCGUCUUCCCCUUCCUAUCAUCUCACCCACUGUUUCUUCAUCUCUCAGUUGAAAAUUGGAUUAUCAGGAAGACCCGGAUGUGUUUUGAGCAGUAAGAGUAGAAAUAAUGGAGUUAGAGGCAUUAAAGCUUCUUCAGUUGCAACCCCUCCAUUUCCUCUCCUUCAACCUCCCCAACUUGAGGAAUCUUCUAUCUCUCAGUUGGAGCCAGCAGAUCCUGAUUUCUACAAGAUAGGAUAUGUUCGAAGUAUGCGUGCUUAUGGAGUCGAAUUUAAAGAAGGACCAGAUGGAUUUGGGGUCUAUGCUUCUAAGGAUGUUGAACCACUUCGCCGUGCUAGAUUGAUCAUGGAAAUCCCUCUAGAGUUAAUGUUAACUAUUAGCAAGAAAACCCCUUGGAUGUUUUUUCCGGAUAUAAUACCAGUGGGUCAUCCGAUAUUUGAUAUAAUCAACUCAACUGAUCCAGAGACAGAUUGGGACCUGAGGUUGGCAUGCCUUCUUUUAUUUGCAUUUGAUUGCAAGGAAAACUUUUGGCAGCUAUAUGGUGACUUCUUACCCAGUGAGGAUGAGUGCACUAGCUUGCUUCUGGCUACAGAGGAAGACCUUAUGGAGUUGCAGGAUCAGAAUCUUGCUUCAAUUAUGAGAAAACAGCAACGCCGAGCCUUGGAAUUUUGGGAAAAGAAUUGGCACUCAGGCGCUCCCCUCAAAAUAAAGCGACUAGCUCGUGACCCUGAAAGAUUUAUUUGGGCUGUUAGUAUAGCGCAGUCACGUUGCAUUAACAUGCAAAUGAGAGUCGGUGCUCUAGUUCAAGAUGCAAACAUGUUAGUUCCUUAUGCUGAUAUGCUAAACCAUUCCUUCGAACCAAACUGUUUUUUCCAUUGGCGAUUUAAGGAUCGAAUGGUUGAAGUGAUGAUAAAUGCUGGUCAACAAAUUAAGAAAGGAGAGGAGAUGACUGUGAAUUACAUGAAUGGACAGAAGAAUGACCUGUUGAUGCAAAGAUAUGGCUUUUCGUCGUCAGUGAAUCCUUGGGAUGUUAUUCAGUUCUCGGGCAAUGCACGCAUUCAUUUGGAUUCUUUCUUGUCAGUCUUCAAUAUAACUGGCCUUCCCGAAGAAUAUUACUAUAACGAUGAGCUAACAAGCAAGCCGGAUAGUUUUGUUGAUGGAGCAGUUAUAGCAGCAGCAAGAACACUGCCCACUUGGUCAGACAGAGACAUGCCUCCUCUUCCGAGCAUAGAAAGAAAAGCCGUGAAAGAAUUGCAAGAAGAAUGCCAACAGAUACUUGCAGGAUUUCCCAUGACUUCUGAGGAAGAUCAACAACUACUAGAUACUAUGCCAGAAGCAAGGAGGCCACUGGAAGCUGCAAUCAAGUAUAGAUUGCACAGGAAAAAGUUAGUUGAGAAGGUUAUGCAAGCAUUGGAUAUAUAUCAAGAGCGAUUACUGUUCUAAAAACAUGGAGUCCUUGGCUAAACAAUUUUGUUACAGCGGCUCUUGUUCAUGCUUUUAGGUGUUGUAGAAUGUAGUAUGUAGGGAAUUUGAAUAAUUUGUACCCCUUCAGCUAGCCUUAGCUUAUAUUGUCACAUUCUCAUUUUCAUGGAUAUGUGUUAAUGUGUAAUUCAGUGGUAUGAAUAUUAUUUUUAAAUCUGAUAGAAUUCAUGGUCGAA
Mercurialis annua (annual mercury) is the source of this 1757-nucleotide messenger RNA. Its product is annotated as protein PLASTID TRANSCRIPTIONALLY ACTIVE 14. The record is from RefSeq and is a predicted model, not a curated record. Gene Ontology annotation, biological process: chloroplast organization; peptidyl-lysine monomethylation; plastid transcription. The coding region runs from base 100 to 1542 and encodes 480 amino acids. The transcript is spliced from 13 exons. Gene Ontology annotation, molecular function: protein binding; protein-lysine N-methyltransferase activity. NCBI's taxonomy places the organism in Eukaryota, Viridiplantae, Streptophyta, Magnoliopsida, Malpighiales, Euphorbiaceae. Gene Ontology annotation, cellular component: chloroplast thylakoid; plastid-encoded plastid RNA polymerase complex.